AUGUCUCGAUAUGCAGGGCCUGGGCCGUCAGCCCCGCGCAGAGGACCACGAUGGUCCCAUCUUCAUCACCCUAGCAUCGUGAGCUUCGAUCGGGUCUCAGCAGAGUCGCCGAGCUCACCCGGUAGCACAUCAACCCAUUCUACAAUACGGGAAGACAAGAGACGCAAGACCGAACGCUACUGCACCAUUUCAGUCAAUGAUGGGUACUCCAAAGAUGAGGUCCUGAUCAACAUGGACCACUUUGGUGGGGAUAUCCAACCAGGAACGCUUAUGGCUCUCAUUCCGCUCAAGGGUGACUCCAAGAAUGCUGCCAGUGGUUAUGGAAGCAUUAACAAGCAAACUCAUGAGCAUCUGGAUAAUUCCAGGGCCGUAUCCGGCACUUUCAACGAGCAUGAUCAUGGCGCUGGGCACACAUACAUCUUCGUCGCCAAGGACAUGUCUAAAGAAAUGAAGGCUCGGCACCACGACGCUGAGGUACAUGUAGCAAAGCAUAUUGCUGAUGCUUUUCAUAUGAAAAGGGGCUCCCAAGCCUUGCUACGGCCGGUCGAUAAGGAACACCCUGCCGUCGAGGCAACACAUGUUGAAAUGUCGUUCAAGGAUCAGUAUCUGUCAAGGGCCGAUAUGUGGAGAUUGGCUUCUGGAGAACUGACACAGCGUACGGUGUACAAAGGUCAAUCCAUAUUCUUCAUGGGCACUAUCAAAGCCCAGGUCACUGCCGUCUACGUCAAUGGCAACACUGUCCACUCCGCCUUCUUCGCCAAAGAUACCAGACCCAUCUUCCGGAGCGAAUCCGCAAAAUAUGUCCUCUUCAUUCAAAUGGCAAGGGAGAUGUGGGACUUUGACUCUGAAGCCUCUGGCGAAAUCAUGUUUAACAAGGUUGUCAACGGAUUUUUGCCAGCCCUCUUCAAACGUUGGGCUGUCCUCAAGGUGAAGCAUCUUGUUAGCAUAGUGCUCUUCGCACGAGUAGAAUAUGACACUGGCAUAAGCGCGGAUCUAGCAAGCAGCUCCUUGCUGAAUGAUUAUUACACUGGCAUACAGCCACACGGAAACCGACGGCCUUACAAAGACUUCUAUCGCGUGGUCGUAAGUGAGAUGGCCAGUGGGGAGUGGACGACAAUUCUUUACCAGCUGAAAAGAGAAUUCAACUACUUCCGGCGAGAUAUUACCUUACAUCACCAAAAGGUCAACGAUUUUGGGCGCAGAUCCUCGGACGACGAUGCCGGAAAAGACGGAUCACCUAACCCGGCAAAAGCAGAGUCAUCAUUGGCAAUUCAUGGAAAUGUGCUAGAAGCCAUCAACAUGGCAGCCUCACAGUUUUCGCAUGAUUACAUUGAUCGAGAUCUUACCAGAACGGGAAUUUCGAUCGCAGUCAUCACUCCCGGACCCGGUGUCUUUGAAGUUGAUUACGAAACACUGCGAAGAACCACUGAGUCUCUGGUUGGUAAUGGCAUAGGUAUUGAUUUGAUUUGCAUGGCAAGCAUGCCCUUGCACUCUGCACCGCUCUUUAAGUAUCGCAACCCACAGUUCUCUGAGGAUGGGCGUCACAGUCAUGGACACUCCCUGUCUAGAUCAUUUCAUAGUCGCGACAGUACUCCGAAUCACCCUACUCCUGUCAUUGGCAGCUAUCAAUCUCUUACUGGCUCAUUUUCUCCUACAAAAGCCUACAACCUGGCUGGACGAAUGGAAACACUUGCACUUAUGGGAGCCAGUGAAGAGUACUGUUAUGCCCUCCCGCAGUGGCUGCACGUCUCAUUCUGGACUGGCGCGACGGAAGAGUCAUUAUCCUAUGCAGGCAUUGCAUUAACAGUAUCCAACAAGGUUGAGCAAGAAGACGAAGGCUGGUUUAAAGUACGUUGCCGAAUGUAUGACCUGCAGAUGCGAAGUGUGCUGGACGCAAAUGAGAUUGAAGCUGCCCCUUUGCAAUCCGACUCGAAUUAUCCCACUCAUAUAAUCGAGGCCAGCGCCAUUGCCAAAAAGCGAAUAGACCGACUAGGAGAUACGGUUUACAUUCCCAACAAGCACGCCCCUGACGCACUCUUCGAUCAUGUCUAUGGCUUUCAAAAAUUCGCUCCGGAUAAACUUACACGAUCGGGAGAAAAGUCAUUCUGGAAGCAACUGCAGGGAUAUGAUGACGCCAAAGCGAGACUCCCUCGGGCUCGUAACUACCACCAACACCAGCUGUCCAAAAACAAGACGGAAUUCGAGGAUGCUAGUCGGAAGCAACCAGCCGACGAUACUUCCGCACUGGGGACGUCUCUUCCGGAGCGAAGGGCUUCGACUUACUUGCAGGCUUCUAACAUGCCAGCAUCUAGAAAGUUUUCUCUGACAACAACAGAGGUGGAAAAGCCAGUCCUGUCUACUCCUAAACCUACUCCCGAGCCGCUUCCCGUUCCCACAGCCAAGAAAGCCCCAUCCAUCAAACAGCCCAAAUUCAUGAGGCAGAUUAGCCUUGGGCAACGUGGAUUCGGCAUUGCUGCACCAAAGGUGGCCGCUGCUGAAUUGAAAAUAGAGACUGUUGGGGCUGCUGCUGUUUCCUCAAAUCUGCGUCCACCAUCCAACCCGCAUUCAUUGUCAGAUCUCCGGCCGUCGACUCCACAAACAAUCACCAGUCGUUCAUCUUCUACCUCCGCCCAAAGACAGAAGUCUGAGACGGCAGACGGCACGAUAGACGGAGUACCCUCAACGCCUAGCAUCCCAAUCUCCAGAGAUGGCUUCAACAGACCUGGGACUGCAGCCAGUCAAGCUACUUCUCCAUCUAUCAUACCAAUUACCCACGGUACACGUCGCGAGAAACGCCCGGAAGACAGUGACGUCCGUUUUUCCAACGCACUGCGGGCAGAAGAUGCCCAGAAGGUAUACACCAGUAAACUCCGAGCUGGUGUCGUCCCCGAGCUGCCUUCGACUCUCUCACCUACGACGGCCAUCACACCUUGGCUCACCUUGCUAAACCCAUCUAAUCCCGAGCGCCACAGGAUUGACGACACCAUUUUGUACAGUCGGUGGCAACACGUGUUUCCACGAACAUCUGAUAUGAAGGUCCAAAAAUGGAAAACGUUGUGCUGUCCGGCAGCAGUCCCUCUGACCACCGAAUACUUCCCAGCAAAGACGCAAUUUGAUGCGGAAUAUCAAAGACAUCCGUACAAUGUUGACCAGAACUUGGAUGAUGAUGUAGCCGAUGAGCCGAAAUCACGUAAAGAGUUUAUGAAGGAGCUCAUUAGCAUGAGAUUUUCUCAGGGGUUUCAGGUCAUUGUCGGGCCGUCGGUCGCACAGGCAUUUGGGCAAAAAGUUAUAAAGGUUGCGGAUGUAUUUUCGCGCGACCAGCCGCUUGAUGAUGGGACGAGCGUCUUCAUGUCUGUUGGUAACACAAUUCAUCAACUAUCUUGUGUUAAUGGCAGCGAAGUUGAGGUCAAUAUUUACCUACGGAAGCCGACCGAUGCUACCGCAGAGUCACAAAACGUUCCGUCGACAUACAGGCCGGCCAUACGAACCAUUUUUGACGUCCAGUAUGAGACUCGCUCAUUUGACAUUCUGACACCGAAACCCGAUCGAAAUUGGAAUACCAUUGACUCUUACCUGGCUGGGCAUUAUGACGAAAUGAUGGACAGCUUGAGAUUUUGGAGAGCGAGAUAUGUGCUUAUCCCCCUGAGUCCAAAGCACCCUUCGAUUCCGCGCUCCCAAACAGGCGAUAACCCAGAAGAGCUGCGUAUUGAAGGUAUCAAGCGAUUGACUCAGUUGUGGCAAAAGCAUCGACAUGUUCCACCGUCUGAUCGGCGAUUCCAGCCAACCGGAAAACACCGUGGCACUUUGGAUAUCACAUACAAGACCGAAGACCCGUCUGUGGUGAUUGCAGCAGAGGUCGAGACACUGCCAAUUUUGGAGAACUUGGAGGGUGUCAACCGCAAGGGCGGGCUCGUGACAAGAAAGGAACGAUUUCAAAAGGCCAGCUUGAAUUUGGCAGCCCUGGCGGAAGCCAUGCAACAGCCAGUAGAGAAUGGCGGAGUACCGCUGAGGAACCGCAGAUGGCAUCUAAGACUUCACAACGCCGCAUUCAUAGGAUCCGACAUGACUACUUGGAUCCUGGAGAAUUUUGAUGAUUUGGAUAGCCGUGAGGAGGCUGAGGAGCUGGGGAACGCCCUCAUGGUACCAAAUGAGCCCAAGCAGAAGGAUAAGGAUAAAGAGAAGGAUAAAGAGAAGGACAAGGAAAAGGAAAAGGAAAAAGAUCGGACAGAGUCAAAGAGCGAGAAAGAACGUGGUUUAUUCGUGCAUGUUGAAAAGCGCCACAACUUCAGAGACGGAAACUACUUUUAUCAGAUUGCGCCAGAAUUCGCAAAGGCACAGCCGGGAUGGUUCAGCAGCAGGCGUCGGGAUGUCUCAUCUCCUGCAGGACCAUUAUCAGACAGCAGCAAUAACGUCGACUCCCCACGCCAUAACAUGAUCCCAAGGCCCUUGCCACUGAACGACGUCAAAUCUCCAGCGUCAUUCGCACCUACACCCGGAUCAAGCCAGAUCCUCAAGAAUCGGCCGAAGGUCGUCCUCAGUAAAAUGAUCAAGUACGACAUCGACCCUCGCAAGAGGUCAUACCGCCCAGAACGAAUAGAUCUACAUUACGACCGUCUCCAUAACCCAGACAACUGCUACCACUUCCGCAUCGGCUGGAUGAACGCCACAUCCAAGCUCGUCGAAGACACCGUGGAAAGCUGGGAGCGGGAAGCUAGUCAAUAUGGCCUCCGUCUCGUCGAACUCCCCAUCAACGAAGCCUGCCGCAUCACCGAAACCAACCCCUUCCGCAAGCCAUACCUCAUCAAGCUCUCCAUCCGACCGCCCCUCGAACGCCCAGCAACAUACUUCGACCCCAACUCGCUUGGCCCACAAGCCGGGCCAAGCAAGAACUUCUACCAAACCGCCAUUCUCAAGAGCUUCGAUUUUGUCCUCGACAUGGAAGCCGCUUCCAACUUCCCCUCGGACGUAGAAGUCCGCUACUCCUGGGGCAAACCAGACUUCACAUACACGCAAUACAUCCACCGUUCCGGCGCACUACUCGCCCAAAUCACCGACGACGGCGACUUCCUCGUUCUCGCCAACAGACUCUACAGCAAACGCACCAGCAUGGCGCGCGACAAGGAACUCCGCAACCAAGUCCACUCAGAGCCACAGCAACCUCCUCCUCUAAACACCACCACCCGCGCCAUGUCCCAAAUUGCGCCCUACGUAUCCGGCCACACAACCAACAACAUGUCCGAGCCAGCGCCCCUGGCCUCGCCCCAAAUCCGCCCUACAUUCCACCACUUCUCACCUGCGUCCCGCCCCGUCGACGCACCCGUCACAGGCACAAAGGUCCCAUACUCAACAGCUCGUUCCGAACCCGAGACUCUCAAGACGGAACUCGAGGACUUUUGUCACAACGAACCUGCCCUCACGGCCUUUUAUAAGGAAAUCCUUGAAAAGGGCCAGCGUCCACACGGUACGCCCGCUUCCACAGCUACAAACCAGUCUGUCGCGGGAUUGGAUCCCGUCCCCGAAGCAAGUAUACCCACUUUGGGCUUGGGACCGGGUGUCUUGGGCGGUGAAGGGCCCGGAGGAGCAGGCAAUGGGCAUUCUGCUGCAAUGGCUAGUAUACGGAUGAGUAGUCCGAUGGCGUUUUUGAGAAGAGGAAGUGUUCAAUAUGAUGGUAUGGGGUUGGGAUCAAAGGGCAAGUAG
This is a messenger RNA of Pochonia chlamydosporia 170, 5697 nucleotides long. Its product is annotated as Dishevelled, Egl-10, and Pleckstrin domain-containing protein. The record is from RefSeq and is a predicted model, not a curated record. Gene Ontology annotation, molecular function: GTPase activator activity. Gene Ontology annotation, cellular component: GATOR1 complex. The transcript has 2 exons. Gene Ontology annotation, biological process: negative regulation of TORC1 signaling; intracellular signal transduction; positive regulation of autophagy. NCBI's taxonomy places the organism in Eukaryota, Fungi, Ascomycota, Sordariomycetes, Hypocreales, Clavicipitaceae. Bases 1 to 5697 code for a protein of 1898 amino acids.